AUGUCAGAACUUAAUAACAUGAGCGUUGAACAAUUACUUGCUAUGAACGACCUAAUAGACAGUGACACUGACCUCGAAGUGAGUGCACAGAAAGUUCUCGAAGAUCGUGAGUAUCGAGUACAACCUAAGGAUAGGGGAGAGGAUUACUUCUAUAGUGAACCACAAUUUGUUGAUGGAGUAGAUCCUGAUGUAUUAAGACCAAAGCCCAGGCGUAUACCUAAGAACUAUAAGGGUAAACGCGGAAUUACUCCUGUGUGGAAGUACUCUGAGAGGCAAAAGGCUAAGGCGUUACUCGUAGAGGAAGCAUAUCAGAGCCUGCUGUCUAAAGGAAUCCAGGGACUACCACCAACCAUGGCAGGUAAGUGGCGCACAGACAACGUUCUUGUUAACGAGGAAAUUAAGAGAAUAGAAAACGAGAGAAAUCCUAAGGUAAAGCGUCCUAGAGGUAGACCACCAAAAGCAAAAACAGAUGCUGAAGUAAAGGUGCCCAAGAAAAGAGGCAGACCACCAAAGGUAAAAACAGAUGCUGAAGUAAAGGUGCCCAAGAAAAGAGGCAGACCACCAAAGGUAAAGACUGAAGUCAAACCAAAAAGACAAACAGUAGCUGAAAGAUUCCUGAGUCAGAGGAAAGUAAAACUCUCAGUGCCAGCGGAUAUCGUCAUAACCUCAGUGGGUCCAGGUAAGUUCACAAUCACAGUUGAUCUUAACAAGAAACCUGUAAGGAAAGCUCCUGAGGUGCCUAAGGGUGUAGCUCCAUGGAGACCAACACCUAAGUCUAGGACUAAGCUUCCUAGGGAAAAACCAACACCUAAACCUAGGACUAAGCUUCCUAAGGAAAGACCCGUACCAGCACCCAGGACUAAGAAACCAGUGUCUCCUCCUAAAGCCCGCAAACCCGCGAAAGUAUCGAGGGAAGCUAAGGAGCGGACUAUGGUGGUUGACCCAGAGCAACACGAAAUAGACCCAUUUGGAACAGACCUCAAAAAGCCAUACCACAGGAAAAUAGAAACAGCUGCCAAUGGAGCCGCUGUGACUUACUCAAUAACUCCUCAUUAUAUGGACCCUCUGGAUCAGAUGACUGCAAGUAGACAGGUAGUGAGAGGAAUACUUGUGAACGAGUUAAAGAGAAUGGGUGGGUUGAAGUACACGGAAACCAUAAAGGUGAGAAUGUCCAAGGAAAUUGGCGACGGGAAAACGAAGAAGGGCUCAAUAUACUUCAAGUCUAAAACUGGCACUGUUACGAACUUCGAGGAUAUCGAAAGUACAGCUGCUCAGAACCAACUGACAAUCUUGUCCAGAAUUGAGACAUUCCAAAACCUGGGUUCAAACUGGAUUAUACUCAAUAUUGAGAGUCAUUAUGUGAACAUUGCGAUGUACAAACCACUAGCUGGAAGUUCGUACAUGAAACUACCUGCUGACAUCAGUAAUUCAAUGUGUGGGCUUAUCAAUAUGAAAAACGAUGAUAACAUGUGCUUUAUGUGGAGUCAUGUGAGGUACCUAAACCCUAAGACCAGAAGAGCAACUACUAUUACCAAGGAAGAUAGAAAGUUCAAGGAAAACCUAGACUAUGAGGGUAUAGAGUUCCCGGUGAAGAUUAGUGAUAUUGAUAAGAUUGAGACGAAAAACAGCAUAAGCAUAUCAGUGUUUGGUUAUAAGGGCAAAAAGCAGUUCUACCCAAUAAGGAUCUCAAAGACUAAGUAUGGGGAACAUAUGAAACUUUUACUUCUAGGGGAUGAUAACGGAAACAGAUACUAUGUUCUUAUAAAGGAUGUGAAUAGAAUGCUGUGCAGUGUGAGUAAACAUGGUCAUAAGCAACACUUCUGUCUACACUGCCUUCAUAGUUGUGUUAGUAAGGAGACACUGGAAAAGCACAGGGAAACAUGUUUGCAGGUAAAUGGAACUCAAGCUACAAAACUUCCCAAAGAAGGGACAAAAAUAAAGUUCAAAAAUCAUAGGAACUCAAUGCCGGUGCCGUUUGUAAUAUACGCUGAUUUCGAGUCCAUACUGGUACCUGAAGACGAAAACAGUAAGGUGAAAAGUAGUGAGGACGAAAGUAGCACAACCCGUUACCAGACACACAAGGCCUGUAGCUUUGGUUUAAAAACAGUCUGCCACUACGAUGAUAAGUACUCCGGUGAGUAUAAGAGUUACGUUGGAGAGGAUGCUGCAUUGGUCUUCCUAAAGACUGUAUUGAAAGAGUCCUUCAGGUGUAGAGAGAUGAUCGACAAUAUAUUUAAGAAAAAGAUGGUAAUUACACCAGAACAGGAAGCAGAAUUCCUGGCUGCAAGAAACUGCUCCAUAUGUGGUAAUGAUCUUUGUGAGGACCGUGUAACAGACCAUGACCAUGUAACAGGAAUGUACCGUGGAGCUGCUCAUAAUAUAUGCAACCUGAAGUACAGAAUCACAUGGAAAGUGCCAGUGGUCUUCCACAACCUGAGAGGUUACGAUAGCCAUCUGAUUAUGCAGGAAAUUGGUAAGUUCAAGAUGAACGUCAACGUGAUUCCAAAUAAUAUGGAAAAAUACAUCUCAUUCUCACUGGGUAAGAAUCUGGUCUUCAUAGACUCUAUACAGUUCAUGGCUUCUUCACUGGAAGCACUGGUAAGUAAACUUUCACCUGAGGACUUCAGGAUAGUAGGUAAGAGGUGGAAGGGUGAGGACUUAAAUCUGGUGACACAAAAAGGGGUGUUCCCAUACGAGUUCCUAGAUGAUAUUAGCAAACUUGAUACGAAGGGUCUGCCUAGUAAGGAUAUGUUCUACUCGUCACUGUAUGAGUCAGAGGUGAAGGGCGAAGAUUACCAGAGAGCUCAGAAAGUAUGGGAUCACUUUAAGAUGAAAACCAUGAGAGACUACCAUGAUCUCUACCUGGAAACUGACGUUCUUCUACUAGCUGAUGUAUUCGAGAACUUCAGGAGAACAUGUCUGGAAAGUUACGAACUUGACCCAGCACAUUACGUGUCAGCAACCAGUCUAAGUUGGGACGCUUUCCUGAAAAAGUCAGGUGAAGAAAUUGAACUCGUUAGUGAUAUGGAUAUGUUCCAGUUCUUCGAGAAGGGUAUGAGGGGUGGUACAAGCUACAUUGCCCACAGACUAUCAACAGCUAAUAACAAGUACAUGGAAACGUAUGAUGAGGAAUCUGAAAAUAAGUAUCUGAUGUACCUCGAUGCAAAUAAUCUUUAUGGCUGGGCAAUGUCACAACCACUGCCUAAUGGAGAGUUUGAGUGGGUUGAGGAGUUUGAUGAGCUGGAUCUGGAUAAGUACCUGGAAAAUGGCGAAAGGGGAAUGGUUUUAGAGGUUGACCUAGAAUACCCACAGGAACUUCACAAUCUACAUAACGGUUAUCCUCUAGCGCCAGAGAGUAAGGAAAUUGAUGCUUCUAUGUUAUCGGAUUACGCGAAGACUAUUGCUGAUAAAUUCCAACUAACUGUUGGAGGAAAAAGUACGUCUUACAUGUACGUAAUCUGAAAUUUUACACAGAUCUUGGAAUGCGGUUAACAAAGGUUCACAGAGCUGUUACGUUUAAGCAGUCUCCCUGGCUUAAGGAUUACAUAGACUUUAAUACCAGUAUGAGAGCAAAGGCUAAAACCACAUUCGAGAAAAACUUCUUCAAGCUAAUGAACAACUCCAUCUACGGAAAGACUAUGGAGAAUCUCAGUAAAAGAUUUGAUGUGAAACUAGUGUCUUCCAAAGAUGACUUCCUGAAAAUGACAGCAUCACCAUGCUUCCAGUCACAUCGAAUCAUGAAUGAGAAUCUAAUCGUGGUAAAGCGGAUGAAGGAAGUGCUAACUUUGAAUAAACCGUGCUAUGUGGGAAUGUGCAUACUUGACUUAUCUAAAACUCUAAUGUAUGAUUUCCAUUACAACACAAUCAAGAAGGAAUACGGUGACAGGUCAAAACUACUGUUUACUGAUACGGAUAGUCUAAUGUACGAGCUGAAGACGGAUGAUGUGUAUGAGGACUUCAAGAGGAUUGGUGAAGAGUAAGACUGCUGGGAUAAUUCGGACUACCCAAAAGAUAGCCCCUACUACUCAGCUCAUAACAAAAAAGUUAUAGGUAAGUUUAAGGAUGAAGCUGGUGGAGUACCCAUAAUUUAGUUUGUUGGGUUGAGGUCAAAGAUGUACUCAUACAUCAAGGAAAACGGUGGGGGUGGAAUGACCGCUAAGGGUGUUAAGAAGUAUGUGAUUAGAAACAACCUAACCCACAAGAACUUCAAGAACGUAAUCAGCACAAAGGGUAGAAUGAGACACAACAUGAAUACAAUCAGGAGCACAAAGCACACAAUUGGAACUUACGAAAUGAGGAAGGUUACUCUAAGUUGCUUUGAUGAUAAAAGAUAUCUUUUGGAAGAUGGAGUAACCAGUUAUGCUUACGGAAACAAAAACAUAACAAAUAGUGACUGAAAGGUUUCCGUAGAGUAUGAAGUAGUAGUCUCAAAUAACAAACAAAAUAAAAUUACACCCCACUGUGUGUUCACACAGGGUAAGUCUGAAAGUUGGUGAAGAGGCUCCAGAAUAGGGAAAAGUCUAAUCUGAGUCUUAAGAAGUGAAAGGUGAGUUUUGUAAAAGAAGAUUGCCAGUUUUGCCUAGUUCAGCAGGAAUGCUGAAAAUGUUAACUGUAGGGUAUAUGUAGGGUGUGAAGUAGUAGUCUCAAAUAGUAAUUGAAAUAAUUCUAAACCCUGGCGUGUGUUUACACAAGGGUAGUUUAAGAAUUGUCAAAAGUGUACUAGAAUCUGGAAAUCUUAUAAUAUUGGUAAAGUUCGAGAUCACACAGAGAAUGGUUAAAUCUGUGUCCAGCUGGAGCCCCGUGACCACUAAAGCGAUCCCGAAGCUCCCAAAGCAAGUAUUACGAAAAACGUCUCAGAAUGGCUCUAGAACAGCAGUUUCGCUGUACUUUUGAUCAAAAUUUGGUCAUCAAAAUUUGCUACGGAACAGCCUGAGUGAGACCAUUUUUAGUCGUUGAAAACCGCUUUCAAAAAAUAAAAGUGGUCUCGCUUCGGCAGUUCCUAUACUACUAGCAAUGCCGGGGUGAAUAUGGGGGCGAAAUGUUCACAUCCUGCAAAGCUAUAGACCAUGUCAAAACAGUUGGUUUCGCAAGUUAGGUACCUGUAGACCUGCAAAAUUGGAAAAUUGACCGCACAGUAUUAAAUUUCGCCAUCAGCGGUUAUUUAGUCGCUAGCUCAUAAAUAUAAAGUAAAAUUCAAUCAUGAUUCUGGCUAAAUAAAUGUUAUCCCAAAAACACCACUCGACAGCAAUAUUCUGCAAGAUUCUACCUUCCUUUGUUCAGGGCGGUAACUAGACGCGAUAAUUGGGGAGAGGGGUGCAUAUUCAUGUAUUCAUGUUAACAUGCCGUGAAAAGAAUUGCUUUCAAAAGAAAUCAGUAGGACAGAACACGAAUAUAUGAAUAUGAACACCACCCUCGCGUCUAGUUACGGCCCUGCCCUUGUUGAUAUAAAACUGAACCCGAGGCAGUGUUAAGUACGGUGAGUAAGCUUCGAGAAGAAUAUCUAUCGACAAUACUAAGAGUUCAAUUCCAAACGUCAAGCCAAGCCUUAUUAACAACUUUUACCCCUUAGAAUAACCGUUAUGACGUAUUUUAUGAAAAAAUAGAUGCUAAUAAAAAUGUUUCAUGGUAGUCUUUUGUGUCGCUUUAUUCACACUACUUGUAUUAAAUUAUUUUGAACUCGUUUAGAAACUUGAAUGCCACAUUUGCAUUAUCCACCUCCAUUAGCUCCAAUGUAAUCCCCCAAAAUCAGGGAGACACGUGACCAGCCUGGACCAGUCCUUUCCUCCAGCGGGGAGCGUAGAAGAAAGACCAUGGGUAUAUGAGGUUGCUGCAGUGAACUAUAUACAUAUAUGGAAGGUUGACUUCAGUCAGUGACGUAAUCAAAAAGUGAAGCCAAAGAUGGGGGAUUUUGAAGUCUUUCUUGCGCAUCAUUCUCAGUCCCCUUACGUGCGCGGCCAAACAUUUUUUAUAUUUUCAUGGCGGGAAGUGAUGGGUCCGUGAAUUUUGGGUUGUGUUUUUCUUCAUUUUAAAAGAGCAAAAAAGAAAAUAAACUUCAUUUAUUUCAUGUAAACCUGAUUUCCUUCAUCUAAUCGAUCUGUCUACUACAUUUUCCCACUGUAUGUGUGAGUAAGUCUGUAUUUUUCGUUGCGAAUUCAACAACUAAUUUCAAACUUUUUUGUUUUUUUGAAUAAAUCUGUAUUUUAUAAAUUGGGAAUUUAUUUUUGCUUUGGUUGUUUCGCUUUCUUGUUUCUCAUUGUGCUUUUCAGUUUUCACACCAUUAUUUAGCUUAUUUUAGUCCGUUUUCCUGACCUAUAACUGCUUUUUACUGCAGUUUUAGAGGCAGUUUUUAGCCAAUUUAAUUUCAUACAUGCAAGAAAAUUUUGUUUUUUUAUUUUUUAUUUUAAUGAAAUCACUUUGAUGAUUGCCUUAUAAACUUAAACUUUUUAUUUUAAUCAGUUAUUUAUGCGUGUGAAACCCUUGUCAAUAGGGGCAAUACAGAUAAUUUGAAAGAUUGAGUGACAUUUGUGUUUUGUUUUGUCACUCUUUGUUGUCAUUUACAAAAACAACAAUCCCGCGCUAUUAUCGCAUCUUUCAAAUAAACAAUAAUUAAAAUUUAGAACUUAACUCAAACAAAACACCAGAAUACAACUUUUCAUUCGAAUUCCGUCUGUUUUUAUCCGGUUUUUACUCGGAAAAUAAAGAAAUAUACUCGGAAAAAUAUAAAAGUUUAGUUGACCGCGCACGUAAGGGAACUGAGAAUGACGCGCAAGAAUGCCUUCAAUUUCCGUCAUGUUUGGUUUCACUUUUUGAGCUUGAGUCAGCCUUCCAUGUUAUAUAGUUCAGUGGAUUGCUGUUCUUGUGUAGGUCUAAUUAACGUAUAUAAAUCCCAAUUCGAUAAUUUCUAUCUACAAGACCCUUCAACUAUCAUAUUUCUUGACUGGAGUUUUGUUCCCUUUUAAUUAAUACAGGCUGUAAUUGUUACCACUUCGGUGAACAUAUUGCGAGAAAUCACUUUUGAACCGCUUGUUGACGACAGAAAUGCCAAGCAUGCCCAGCGGAAGAAACUCCAAGCCAUCGAAGACAUCAAUACCGUACCAUCCACCAAGAUCGUCCUGCAAACCAAAAGAAGAUUCUGGGAAGACAGAAAGUACAAUAUCCAAGGUGGCUUUUCCAGGACCAACCUCCCUAUCGGCCAAAUACAUUACGUCAAGCCGGAUCCGGAAUAUGUCGAGUCCACGAAAGAAGGAAUAAUUCUGAUUUACACCUGGCAGAAUGAAGCACUGAUUUUUGGUUCCUUGACAGAAGAUCAAGUCAAACAGGAAGUAAUUGAACAAAUCGCAAAAAUCCACCCGGAAAUCAAGGAGGAAAAUAUGGUUGAAACUUGUAUCGUUCAUGCUUGGACUAACCAACCCUCUUAUCAAGGUGCAUUUGGACUUUUGAAGACUACGCAAUUUGACAGUAUAAGGUAAGAAACAAGGCACAAUUGUCUGAUAUUUGAAUGAUGGAUCUCGACGGUGUACCUCGAAAGAAGUAUAUAUUGGAGGAAACAAGACGCAUUUCUAUUUCUUAGUUGAAUCAUAUUAUCUCUGUUAUGCAAUAUUGCUACUUACUUCGCUCGAUAUUAGUUGUGUACAUCAAAACGUAACUAAAAACACUAAAAUUAUUCAGGUCAGAUGUAUUUACUUUUCCACACAAUAAAGAUGAAAGCGCCGCUAUGAUAACGAAGCUAAGGCAAGUUUGCGCGCAUAUAGCCGUUUCAUCGCCUACCAAAUAAGCACCCUGAGACAAGCCCAACAAGCAGAGCGUCGGGUCGCUGAUAUGGAAAUUAAAAUCUGUGUAGGACGCAAAAAGUUUCAUUGAACAUUAUUCCUUUAAUUGUGCCAGCAAGACAACUGAUUUAAUGAUAAGAUAUUGUAUUUGUGGUUUCUCUAUAUUUAUUUUUAAUUUUUAAUUAGACAUAUGUGGGAACCAAUGGGUAACGUUCAUUUCGCUGGAGAAUCCUUAUCAUUUGCUUCUGGUUGGAUUCAAGGUGCCUUGGAGAGUGGCCUCAAAGCCGCAUAUCAGGUUUUUGCACGUUAUAAGAAGAGAGUACCUCAAACAGACAAAUAUAAUUGACAUUACAUCAUUUUCAUAUUAUAAUUAACUGCACAUGACGAAGUGCUUCAGAUAUUGACAUGUUUUGGAACUGAAUAAGUUCCGAACAUUAAUGAGCUAUUUUUGUAAUUUGUUAC
Molecule: messenger RNA, 8231 nt
Organism: Paramuricea clavata
Lineage: Eukaryota; Metazoa; Cnidaria; Anthozoa; Malacalcyonacea; Plexauridae
Source: the annotation of a GenBank genome assembly